AAGCAAGUACGAUGAUAAAUAGUAAUUCAUCGUUGCAAACCAUGGCUAAAAUAUGAAAAAUACAUUCCGUAUUGGUAAUAGUUAAAAAUAAAAUCGUUAUGAAUCAAAUGUGUAAAUUUUAUGUAAAUGCGUAUCUACAGAGACAGAACCAAAAAAUAUUUACAAAAUUGAUUGGAAACGAAGGGGUUGCAUUUUUUACCCUAUUUAUCAACAUUUUCUCUCACCUGAAACUUUGAAAGCUAGUAUUCUCAGUAAUUUCAGUAAUGCAAUAAAUGCUAAAAUAAUGGAUCCUCUUUAUACUGAAAUGAUACACAAUUUACGUAUAUUUUAAAAACCGCAAUAUUUUUGACUGCUUAUAUUAUUUCACGACUUCGCUUAUUGUUUUCUGUCUCCUGAUUGGCUGUACUUACCUUGACAAAUGAGACCCCAAUUAACGUGCAGCUAACACGGUCCUCGCGUUUUAGUACCGCCCAUAAACCCAGAAAAUUGGUGAUAUAUCUGAAAUUAUUAGCGGUUGAUUGAUAUAUUCCGCAUAUGUUUUUGCCUGAAACUCGUGCAGUCUUUCCAUCAAUGCAUGCGAUCUGUCAUAUGUUCGUGUUGGAAAGCCCCCGGUUUACACCUUUUUUUUCUGGGCAACAGAAAGACAACUGAAUUAUAACCCGAAAACAAAAAAGCUUCCAUCAAGUUUACGUCGAUUCUGACGCAUGUCAUUAGCAUAGUAAAUCAUUCUUAAAUAGGGAUACCAAGCCUCGGUGAAAUUAGUGAAUGAAAUCUUCGUUGGCGUAAUAAGAUAAUGUUUUUCAAAAUAAUAGCCAGUCUGUGCCUUCUUCAAAGUCUUCAAACCUUUGCCAAAGGACAGAUUACAGGACAUGGCGGAAAGAGACACGUGGUUACGUUUCCAGCCGGCCUGAAGCCAGUGACCAGAGCGGAAAUUUUGAUCUCCAGCUUACAGGACACCACCGUGAGGAUGAAGUCCAAGUUCCCGGGGGUAGACAGUGUCCUUCAGGUACAGUCCGAUGUGGGAGCGGUGGUGUCCCUCUCGUCGGAAAUAGUUCUGGACGGAAACAAGAGAGAAGAUAAAGGGAUCUUCAUCGAAUCCGACCAUCCUAUUUCUGUAUACGGACAUUCCGGUGACGAGUGUUGCGAAGGGGAGGGGUUCCUGGUCAUCCCUGUGGAUUUCUGGGGGACGGAGUACGACAUCGCAACCCACAUUAACAGCACAGUUGCCGUGGUAGCUGUCGAGGACAACACGGAAGUGAUCGCUAAAGGAUUCUGGGCUGGCGUGCUUUUCGAAUCCAACUAUUACGCUAAUGGUGACAACAUUACGUUCAUACUCUCAGCCGGGCAAACGGCGCAGCUGCAGACCCCUCUGGGAUACCUUCUGGGUACCCGUUUGCAUUCCAACAAACCUAUCGGGGUCAUCUCUGGACAGUAUUACGCCUCACCUUCAAGAUCCAAGUACAACCAGAUGAUAGAAUUCAUCCCUCCCGCCAGCAGUAUCGGUAAAAACUUCAUCGUUCCUCCCUUCUUCAAUACGACUUACCUCACCCUACAUUAUUACAAUAUGGGAGAGGAUAACCUAGUGACAACAAGAGGUAAAAAUGUUAAUCGUUCCAGCAGAUUACAAAAAAGAGGCGGAUACAUGAUUUCCGCGGGUGCCUCCAACCCUUACCACGGAUUUGCCGAAAAACCGGUCAUUUUGACGGCUACACCUUACACCAUCAGUCCCUUCCUGCUCUUUGUCCCGUCCUUGGACCAGUAUUCCAACAACUACAAAUUCCACACUCCAACAAAACAGAACCUGACCCAUUACAUUGUGCUGUUGGUAAAAUCAAAGGACGAGAGCGAAAUUACUAUUGACGGUCAAAAGAUUUACUCCAAGGUGGAGAGUUUAGAUGCCCUUCUUAUUAAUGACACCAUAUACCUCAUCAUCUCGGCGGAAGUGAGUACUGGUCAGCACUACGUCACGCAUCCGGACCCUAAUGUGAGAUUCGGGUUGAUUUUGUACGGAUUUGAUGACACGCAGUCCUAUGCUUACCCCGUGGGUCUGAGGUUACCACCAUUCUCAGUAACGGUAGCAGCAUAAGUUGCUGUACAUUCAUGUUUUAUUUUCAUUAUCAUAUAUUUCAACUUAUAAAGCCAUUCUUAUAUCAUAUACGAAACGUUUUUUUUUUAAUUUCUUUGUUGUUCAUACGAAUGUAAUAAAAUAAAAACCAAAAUAAAAGGUGAUUGAUUAGUUUGUAUCUAAAGCGCGCAGUCAAAUUUGUAGCAUAAAAUAUGUAUUGUCGAUACUGUUGUUUUGUUCA
Molecule: messenger RNA, 2306 nt
Organism: Magallana angulata
Lineage: Eukaryota; Metazoa; Mollusca; Bivalvia; Ostreida; Ostreidae
Exons: 2
Coding region: 794-2086 (430 amino acids)
Source: RefSeq, a predicted model, not a curated record